AUGGAGUUUGAGAAGAGAAAGAAAGCCACUUUAGCCACCAUGAGUUCGCCGGAGCCGGACAAAUCACCAAAAGGAGACAUAGAUGCACCCAUAAUCCCACUUCUCAAAACCCUCAACACCCACCCAUCUUACUUCACUACCAGCUCUUGCUCCGGUCGCAUUUCCAUUCUCUCCACCCCAACCGCCACCACCACCGUCAAGAAAAAAGCCAAAGGUGGCAAUUGGGUUUUCAUCACCCAUGAAUUCGCUGACCCUAACUCGGUCCAAAAUCUCAUCUUUCCUCUAAACCCCAACUUCGAUUCAACUCAGCCUAGCAAUCAAGAAAAUCUUGUUUUCAGGUUUGAACCAUUGAUCAUUGCUGUUGAAUGCAAAGAUGUUUUUUCUGCUCAAAAGUUAGUUUCUUUAGCUAUUUCAUGCGGGUUUAGAGAAUCAGGGAUUACAAAUGUGAAUAAUAAGAGGGUUAUUGUUGCCAUUAGAUGUUCGAUUCGGUUAGAAGUUCCAUUGGGAGAUACCCAUAUGAUAAUGGUGUCAAAGGAGUAUUUGAAUUAUCUUGUUGGGAUUGCUAAUGAGAAAAUGGAAGCCAAUAGGAAAAGAACUGACAGUUUUCAUGAUGCAUUGUUAAAGAUUGGGUUUUUGCAACCGGAGAUCGAUAGCGGAAUUGGUGAUUAUGAGUUCUUGAACAUGAAUCAAGAUUUGGGUUAUCAAGAUAGCUCCUUGAUUAAUGGUGGAGAGGAUGGUAUUCAACCUACAGGAGAAAUUAAAGAUGACACAAGUAGUGGAGUUCUUGAACUUAGUCUUCCUAUUAAACCAUUGGUGAUUACCGGUGAGCCAGUUGAGAAGCUUCAUCUAUGGGGACAUUCAGCCUGCACGCUAGAAACUACGAAAAAUCCCAAAUCGGUGCUUUUGUUUGGUGGUUUUGGAGGCAUGGGAAGGCAUGCACGUAGAAACGAUUCAUGGCUUCUAGAUUCAGUAUCUGGUCAACUAGAGUUAGUUGACUUUGCAAACUCUCCGCCCCCACGUUUGGGUCACACGGCUUCUUUAGUUGGAGAUCUUAUGUUUGUGAUUGGAGGUAGAGCUGAUCCUGGAAACGUGCUAAACGAUGUGUGGGUUCUAAGUAUAACAAAUAACGAAUGGAAGCAGUUUCAAUGUGAUGGAAUCGACUUUCCUCUCAGUCAUCGGCAUGCAGCAGCCUUUGUAGGGUCAGACCUCUAUGUUUUCGGCGGGAUUCACAAUGGCAUCAUCUCGUCAGUGAUGUAUAGGCUCGAUACCCACAACAUGAAAUGGGAGGAAGUUAUCGUUCACGGGCAAAAACCAUCUGCACGGCAUUCCCACACAUUGGUAGCCUACGGUUCUGAACUAUUUAUGUUUGGAGGAUUCGAUGGGGUGAAAGCACUCGGAGAUCUCUACAGUUUUGAUGUUCAUUCAUGCAUUUGGAAGAAAGAAAAGAUGACGGGAACUACACCUUACGCACGUUUUUCACACACGAUGUUUGUGUAUAAAAACUAUAUCGGUGUUAUGGGAGGGUGUCCAAUCAAACAGCACUAUCAAGAAAUAUCAAUAUUCGAAGUGGGGUCGGGUUUAUGGAAGCGAAUCAAGUUGAAUUCUAUUGGCGAAGAUCUUUUUGUUCGUUCCACGACGAGUGUUGUUGGUGACGAUCUUGUUAUUGUUGGCGGUGGCGCUUCUUGUUAUGCAUUUGGAACCAAGUUUAGUGAACCAAUGAGGAUAAACUUGCUUCCGUUAUUAUCUUUGGCUGAAAUUCGUGAUGUAACCAACGAUGAAACAGAUUCCCGAAUCCAAAAGAGAUCAAAUGGGGGUUUUGAUAUGAAUCUUGAGGGUAUAUAUGGUAGACAAAAGAUAAUUCCUUUGCGUUGGGUUCUACGAGUUGAUAAAAAGCAUGCGAAACCAGCAAAGGAUGUAUUGAAGAAGUUUGGAUGGUUAGAUACCGAGAGAAAAGUAUACACACAGGAAAACGGGGUUUAUGUUUGUUUCCCGAUCACCAAAGAAUUCAUGGUGCUUUACCAAAAUAAGAAAUCGGGUUUAAACGAAGAAGUAGAUGAGGUAAAUGACCUUAAUUUUCAAGAAAUCUUGAAGAUUAGUUCGAGCACAAAAGCCUUGUAUCUUUUGGUUGCAUCGGGUGCAAUGGUUCAUGCUGACCAUGUUGUUAAAAUUCGAAAAGCUUCAAGUUCCCCAUUGAAAGUAAUGAAAGAAGCCGUUGCUUCUUUGUUGAAUCGUCACAAUUUGCCUUCUGAUCUCUUGGAACAACUACCCGCAAGAUGGGAACGAUUAGGGGACAUUGUUGUGCUUCCCAUGACUUCUUUCAAGGAUUCCAUAUGGGACUCACUAGGGAAUGAGCUUUGGUCUACCGUGGCCGAAUCACUUGGUGCUCGUCGCCUUGCUCGACAAGGCAGGAUUUCAGCCACUGGAACAAGAGAUAGCGGGUUAGAGAUUCUUGUUGGGGACGACGGGUGGGUUGAUCAUCGUGAAAAUGGGGUUCUUUAUUCAUUUGAUGCUACCAAAUGCAUGUUCUCGUGGGGUAAUCUCUCCGAGAAGCGUAGAAUGGGCGAGCUUGACUGCAAAGAUGAAGUUAUCGUAGACUUGUUCGCCGGCAUUGGAUACUUCACGUUGCCGUUCCUUGUCAAGGCUAAUGCGAAAAUGGUGUAUGCUUGUGAAUGGAAUCCGCAUGCUAUUGAGGCUCUCCGGCGUAAUCUUGAAGCAAAUAGCGUGGCCGAUCGAUGCGUUGUUCUUGAAGGAGAUAAUCGUGUCAUGGCACCUAAAGGAGUUGCUGAUCGAGUGAAUCUUGGUUUGCUGCCGUCGAGUGAGGGUAGCUGGGAAAUAGCCGUAAGGGCAUUACGGAGUAACGGUGGGAUGAUGCAUGUUCAUGGUAACGUGAAGGACAAGGAAGAAGAAUCGUGGACAAAACAAGUCUCGAAAUCCAUUAAAGAAAUUUCAAGAUCUGAAGGUUAUGAUUGGGAUGUAUCGAUAGAACACGUAGAGCGCGUAAAAUGGUAUGCACCACAUAUCCGCCAUCUUGUAGUAGACAUAAGAUGCAAACAAAUAGAAUCAUAAGAUCAAGAAACCACCACCACCACCGGCCACCACCACCCCGCCACCCUACCGCUGCCUAUUUCUAUUCGGGUUUUUUGUGGCAUCUAGCUGCAAGAUCGGGAGUGCACUAAUUGUUUGGCGGAUGCAAAUUAUCGUGUACAUUUGUAGCUAAGGGUGUAAAUUUCCAAUAUUUCAAAUACUUCGUACAAUACCCGAAAAACCUUAUUGGGCGUUUUUCAUACGUGUUCUAGCCCUGUUGUUGGGGGUAAAUCGUCGUUAA
Cynara cardunculus var. scolymus (artichoke) is the source of this 3325-nucleotide messenger RNA. Its product is annotated as tRNA wybutosine-synthesizing protein 2/3/4. Gene Ontology annotation, molecular function: protein binding; tRNA methyltransferase activity. NCBI's taxonomy places the organism in Eukaryota, Viridiplantae, Streptophyta, Magnoliopsida, Asterales, Asteraceae. The coding region runs from base 1 to 3066 and encodes 1021 amino acids. Gene Ontology annotation, cellular component: cytoplasm. The record is from RefSeq and is a predicted model, not a curated record. Gene Ontology annotation, biological process: tRNA methylation. The transcript has 9 exons.